AUGGUGUAUUUAGCAGUGUGCUCCACCAUGUCUCCAGGUGGGAGUGUGGAGCGACAGGCCGCCACUCGCGCUCGUCAGGCCUUCCUCAGUGGGAGAACGCGCCCCCUAGAGUUUAGACUUCAGCAACUACACGCUCUGCUCAAGAUGAUCACAGAGAGAGAGACUGACAUCUGCACCGCGCUGAAGCAGGACCUGAACCGGAGCCAGUUCGACACCGCCCUCCUGGAGCUCACAGGUCUGGAGAACGAGGUCCGUCUGUCCAUCGAGAAGCUGAGUGUGUGGGCGGCUCCUCGCUCUGUGGAACGCUCCGUCCUGACGCUCAGAGACCAGGUCUACGUCCGGCCUCAGCCUCUGGGUCUGGUCCUCAUCAUUGGGGCCUGGAACUACCCCUGGGCCCUCACCCUGGGGCCUCUGGUGGGGGCCAUCGCUGCAGGGAACGCGGCGGUGGUGAAGCCCUCAGAGCUCAGUGAGUGUUCUUCUCUGCUGCUCAGAGCUCUUCUGCCUCGAUACCUGGACAAGGAGCUGUACCCUGUGGUGUGUGGAGGAGUGUCUGAGACCCAGGACUUGCUGAGACUGCGUUGGGACCACAUCUUCUACACGGGCAGCAGCUCUGUGGGACAACUGGUGAUGGAGGCGGCAGCAGCUCACCUCACCCCCGUCACCCUGGAGCUGGGGGGCAAGAGCCCCUGCUACGUCCACCACGACUGCAACCUCAGGGUGGCAGCACGGAGAAUCACGUGGGGGAAGUUUGUGAACUGUGGUCAGACCUGCAUCGCUCCAGACUACGUCCUGUGUGACCCCAGUAUCCAGAACCAGCUGAUCGACUGCAUCAGACUCACGAUGCAGGAGUUUUAUGGAGCAGAUCCAAAGAGUUCUCCAGACUAUGGUCGGAUCAUCAGCCAGAGACACUUCCAGAGGAUCAUGUCUCUGAUGGAGGGGUACACGCCGGUGAUCGGGGGCCAGAGCGACGCCGCCCAGAGAUACAUUGCUCCCACAGUUCUGCGGGACGUCCCGCCUCAGUCCAGACUCAUGAAGGAGGAGAUCUUUGGGCCGGUGCUCCCCCUGGUGGCCGUGAGCGACGUGGACGACGCUAUCCGCUUCAUCAAUGAGAGAGAGAAACCCCUGGCUCUCUACAUCUUCUGCACCGACCCGACUCUCACAGAGAAGAUGUUGGAGCAGACGAGCAGCGGAGGAGUCCUGGUGAACGACGUCCUGAUGCACUACUCUCUGAGCUCACUGCCCUUUGGAGGAGUCGGCCACAGUGGGAUGGGUCAGUACCACGGUCGUCAGUCCUUCGAGCAGCUCAGCCACAUGCGCUCCUACCUGGUGCGCUCUCUGACCAUGGAGAGUGUGAACUUGUCCCGGUAUCCGCCGCAGGACCGGCGCCGCGCCCGCAGAGCCCGGUUGGCCAUGCGUGCGCCCCUGGUGGACCUGUCCCGACGGACCUUCGUGUGGGCCGUUUCUGCCACCGUGGCGGCGGUCGUGCUGGCGGUCGCCCUCCUGGUCAUCCUGCUCAUCGCCGCCGGACUCAAUUGCACUUGCUGGUACUGGAGAGGAAUCUACAACUACUUCUGGUGA
This is a messenger RNA of Knipowitschia caucasica, 1578 nucleotides long. The record is from the annotation of a GenBank genome assembly. Lineage: Eukaryota; Metazoa; Chordata; Actinopteri; Gobiiformes; Gobiidae.